UUGAUUGGCGUAGCCUGGUCUAUAGGACUGUUCGCUGCAGCAUUGAAGUUUAUACUGGACGACGUGUCUCAAGAACUACGGGGAAAGACAUAUGGUAUCAUCGUGUUCUCAGCUUUCUUCGCYAUACCACUGACCAUUAUCUUAGUGACGUAUUCUAUCAUCUUCAAAAUAGCAAGUGCGCAUGCUCGUGGAAGAGGUAUCCGGUCUUUCAGAAAGGACUUGCGUAUUGCCACCACAGUUGCAGUUGUGAUUGGUUGCUUUACCAUCAACUGGCUACCAUUCUUUUCAUUAAACUUUUUCUUCUCGUUCUGCCGACAUCGCAGCUUAAAGCUUUGCAUGAGCGUCGAUCCGACAUGGGGCUACAUCACAAAAUUCAUGCAAUACGGCAAUUCGUUAUGCAAUCCUUUGAUCUAUGGGUUUCGUAAUAAAGACUUCAAGGCUGCUUUCAAAAAGAUCAUUUAUAAACUACUUUGCAAAGACGUUCCGGUCAGCACAUUCACUCAAAGUACAUACACAACACGACAUACUAAACGGAUGAUUCGCACCGACUCGAGUUAUGAAGACUCUGUAAUCUACCCUGACCAAAUCGUGCCACCUGGCAUGUACGAUAUGAGAAACAGCUACCGUAGCGCAAUCUCUCGAGGUGCGCGUAAAAAGCCCGCCAAAAACAAACAAGAGCGAAAGGGUCUAGCACAAGGGUURAUGUCUUUGAACGUCCAAACAUUUAGCAUGAUAACUGAUGAUGUCACSCCAAGUACCAGCCAAUUAGCUUCGUCUUCUUCUGCCAAAACACCAGACGACCAACAAGAGGAUGUUAAUUGUAACACCGCUGACAUCAAUGAUUCYAAGUGUGGUGUCCAGUCUUUAGAAAAUGAUAGGGAAUCACGUGAUAAGUCACCUGACAGAAGAGAGCRAAAUGAACCUACUAAAGASGYAAUUAAAAGUAAGGAUCAUUUAGAAGGGAAAAGCACCGGCUCUCGAGUCCGUUUCGAUGUYAGCAAUGGAGUUGUCAAUGGUGGACUUCAUAACGAAGAGGAACCGAAAGAGAAUACUGACAAUYUAUCGRUUUCUGUCGAUAAAGAGCGCUCACAUUCAGUGAUGGCKUCCAAUUCUCCGAAAAAUAUCGAAAGGAAAAUUGAUCGACGAAGUUUGACUUUCACCUGACCAAUGAUGAYGAGAUUAAGUCAAAAAUGAGGUAUUUGAUGAAAUUACGCCAUCAACAUCAUCAAAUAAAGGUGAUGUUUGAGAUGACCAUAUARGGGGAUGACUAUAUUUGGCGGGGAYUACCAAAUAUGACGAUCUCAUACCAAUGUUGAUGCUUUAUAUAUACGAUAUAUGUAAGUUUAUACACUAGACCAUGGGGCAUUCUUGACACUUUUGUCGAUAUUUCCAUCAUACAUGAGUUGUUUGUGUUUUAUAAGAACUCUUAGUUUUUUAUGUGAAUCGCUUUUUCGAAAAUUUCAAUCUAGCAUUUAUGCCUUUAGUGUAUGAGUUCCCCGAAAUGAUGUACAUUACACGUUACGUAUGUCGCUCGCGUUACGUUAUAAGUACGUCCUUCACGUUUGA
This is a messenger RNA of Exaiptasia diaphana, 1566 nucleotides long. RefSeq lists its product as uncharacterized. Gene Ontology annotation, cellular component: dendrite; membrane. Gene Ontology annotation, biological process: chemical synaptic transmission; G protein-coupled receptor signaling pathway, coupled to cyclic nucleotide second messenger. Lineage: Eukaryota; Metazoa; Cnidaria; Anthozoa; Actiniaria; Aiptasiidae. The annotation marks the transcript as partial. Gene Ontology annotation, molecular function: G protein-coupled serotonin receptor activity; neurotransmitter receptor activity. The record is from RefSeq and is a predicted model, not a curated record. The transcript is spliced from 2 exons.